AAAACAUUUAAGUAACUAUGUAGCUGUUUAGACUUUUUUUUAUUACCUGAAUUCAAUCAGACUGGAAUAAACCUAUAAUUGACUAAACAACAAUUAAAAAAUACAAGUGACUCAAUGUGUAGGAGUUUACAGUACUCAUAUUUAUUGGUUAUAAAACUUAAGGCCAUUGGUUCGAACAGUUUGAGAUAGCUUGAUUUUCACAGCGAAUAAGACAGGAAGUGGAAACACGUUGUGGUUUAAUGUCUCUGCACUGAAAGGAAAUCUGCAGUUUGAUUGAUGCUUUUACAGACGAAAGACAAUGGAGAAGAUCAUGCUCUUUUGUGUUUUUUCAUACUUGAUUGUUCAGAUCAGCUCCAGCGAACAUAAUGUGACUCUGUUAAGAUUCCGGCAGAAUGAAAGCAUCACUCUGAACUGCAGCAUAAAAGAACAAUUCACCUACAGAUUCAGAAUGGCCUGGUAUCACCAGAAUCCUGAAUCUGUACGACUAACACUGCUGCUGUCUGCCAACUAUAAAAGCAUUCUAAGCUAUCAAAGACAUCGCAUAUUUGCAAAAAUAGGGGACAAUCUAUCCUCGCUAGUUAUUUCUAGACUAAAUGAGGCAGAUUCAGGUCUUUAUUUCUGUGGAACACCAAAGGAUUCAGACAUGCAGUUUAUGCAGUUUAUGCACUUCAACAAACCCAUCAGACUAGUGAUGGAGGACGGGCUGACAGACAUAGAAGAAAAAGAGGAUGAUGAGAUCACAGCCUCUACAGUGGAGGUGAUGCUGACGGAGCGUGUGAUGGUGUUCGGUGGUGUUGGUCUGGCUGUCUUUCAGUUUUUUCUGGUUACAGUCGUUGCAGGAGGAAUCAUUCACUGUUACGGUUGGCAGAAAGGAUGGGCCGCAGCUAAACGUGCUGGUGUGACUGAUUAAAAAAAUAACUGAAUUUGUGUGCUUUAUUUUU
Molecule: messenger RNA, 941 nt
Organism: Carassius gibelio (silver crucian carp)
Lineage: Eukaryota; Metazoa; Chordata; Actinopteri; Cypriniformes; Cyprinidae
Exons: 4
Coding region: 299-910 (203 amino acids)
Source: RefSeq, a predicted model, not a curated record